AUGUCUCAACAGCGUGACCAAAAGCCCGCGCCAGCUCCGGCGCCCUCUACAGCCAUCCAGCAGAGCGAUAAUAUCGCACACGCGCUGGCCGGCGCUGGAGGUGGAAUUCUCUCAAUGGUUUUGACAUAUCCAUUAAUCACCCUCUCGACACGAGCCCAAGUCGAGUCCAAGCGAGCACACUCCACAGCCCUGGAUGCCGUCCGCCGCAUCGUCCAGCGCGAAGGCAUCGCUGGCCUCUACUCGGGUCUAGAGUCCGCACUCUUCGGAAUAAGCGUCACAAACUUCGUCUACUACUACUGGUACGAAUGGACGCGCUCCACCUUCGAAAAAGCAGCUAUCACAGCCGGCCGCGCGAAAAAGCUCACAACAAUCGAGUCCAUGAUUGCCGGCGCCAUCGCCGGUAGCGCGACGGUCCUAAUCACCAACCCUAUCUGGGUCAUCAAUACCCGCAUGACGGCGCGCAAGUCGGAGCCUGAGGAACAGGGUCUUCCUGGUGCGCCGAAGAAGGCUAAGGCCUCGACUUUCAAUACCUUGAUGCAGCUCCUUCGUGAGGAAGGGCCUAAGGCGCUGUUCGCGGGUGUACUGCCUGCCUUGGUCCUUGUCAUCAAUCCGAUUCUUCAGUAUACUAUUUUCGAACAGUUGAAGAAUAUGGUUGAGCGGCGACGACGAAUGACGCCCAAGGAUGCGUUUUAUCUGGGUGCGCUGGGUAAGAUCCUGGCUACUAGUAUCACGUACCCUUACAUUACUAUUAAGAGUCGUGCGCAUGUGGCUAGUAAGGAUGGGCCUAAGGAGAGCUUGAAUGGCAGUCUGAAGCGGAUUAUUAAUGAGGAGGGGUGGAAAGGUCUUUACAAGGGAAUUGGCCCCAAGGUUACCCAGAGUGCUAUUACUGCCGCAUUCCUCUUCGCCUUCAAGGAUGUUCUCUAUGAUACAAUGAUCUCGAUGCGCAAGCGUAGGGCUAUUGGUAAGUAA
Messenger RNA from Penicillium waksmanii, 969 nucleotides. It is a transcript of the gene pmp47, whose product is annotated as putative peroxisomal membrane protein Pmp47. Gene Ontology annotation, molecular function: coenzyme A transmembrane transporter activity; FAD transmembrane transporter activity; ATP transmembrane transporter activity. The coding region runs from base 1 to 969 and encodes 322 amino acids. The transcript is spliced from 3 exons. Lineage: Eukaryota; Fungi; Ascomycota; Eurotiomycetes; Eurotiales; Aspergillaceae. The record is from RefSeq and is a predicted model, not a curated record. Gene Ontology annotation, cellular component: peroxisomal membrane.